UGAAAAGCUACUCCACAUCUCGGCGACCUUUGCAAAGGGCUUCAGAACUGAAGAAAUAACCGUGCCGGGGGAAGGGCUGCCUCCUUCGCGCUUUCAACAACUACAGUGAUACUAUUUUUUUUAUUUUUCGGGGGAAUCCGGAUAUUUCCGAACCAAGAGGAAGCUUUAUUUUAAAAGCAAGAAGUUUGAAGAUUUGGAAAUAGCGAAGGAAACGGCUUGAGUCAAGAGUUUGGCGGACCCGCGAUUUCGGUUUCAAGUGACUUGCUUGCUGAGAAUUGUUCUUAAAUGACGGCCGAGGUUCAGCAGCCGCCGGCUCACAGCACGGCCCAGAGCAGUCCCAUGUCUGCGGGAAUGGAAAAGCCCAACAAUCAGAGCUCUGUGAUGGAAUCAGCGACUUCCACCACCAAAACUAAGAAAACAAACGCUGGCAUACGGCGCCCAGAGAAGCCGCCGUACUCCUACAUAGCCCUGAUUGUUAUGGCCAUACAAAGCUCUCCAACCAAGAGGCUGACGCUCAGCGAAAUCUACCAGUUCCUGCAGAGCCGGUUCCCCUUUUUUCGAGGCUCUUACCAAGGCUGGAAGAACUCGGUACGUCACAACCUUUCCCUGAAUGAGUGCUUCAUUAAACUGCCCAAGGGUCUGGGCAGACCGGGCAAAGGCCAUUACUGGACCAUUGACCCCGCCAGCGAGUUCAUGUUUGAGGAGGGCUCCUUUAGAAGGAGACCGAGGGGUUUUCGCAGGAAGUGCCAAGCUCUUAAACCAAUGUACAGCAUGGUGAACGGAUUGGGAUUCAACCAUAUCCCAGAGACCUAUAACUUCCAGGGGUCAAGAGGACCCAUUUCGUGUGCUCCAAACGGACUCUCUCUAGAUAGCAGUUUAAGCAUGAUGAAUGGACAUCUGCCCAGCAACGUCGACGGGAUGAGUUUACCCGGACAUUCUGUCUCUCACCUCUCCUCCAACAAUGGUCACUAUAUGGGAAGUUGUACGGGAUCUUCCGUAGGAGAUUACCCCAACCACGCCGACAGCUCGGUGUCCGCGUCUCCCUUGCUGACCGGCGGCGGGGUGAUGGACUCACACUCCAUGUACACUACCUCGACUUCAGCGUGGGCUCCGUCGGCCUCCGCCCUCAACAACGGGCCUUCAUAUAUCAAACAGCAGCCCCUCUCGCCGUGCAACCCGUCGGCGAAUCUAACUUCAAACCUGCAAGCGCACUCUCUAGAUCAGUCCUAUUUACAUCAGAAUAGCCACAACACUGCCGAUAUACAAGCAGGAAUCCCGCGAUAUCACUCGCAGUCUCCCAGCGUGUGCGAUAGGAAAGAAUUUGUCUUCUCUUUCAACGCCAUGACGUCCCCUUCGAUGCAUCCGUCAACGAAUGGAUCUUACUAUCAUCAGCAAAUGACUUACCAAGAUAUCAAACCUUGUGUAAUGUGAUACUCAGUGGAAUAGAUUUCCCCUGCCUUGCACUGCAAUGGUCUUCAUCUGCAGCAGCAGUGUGUUCCUGUCUAUAUAAACUUUAUUUUGAUCCUUAUUUAAAGAAAUAAGUGGAUCCAGGAUUAUUGCUAGAGGGAGAGAGAGAGAGAGAGAGAGAGAGAGAGAGAGAGAGAGAUACGAUCUGUGAAGGCACUUUCAGCGAAGCUCAAUCUAAAUAGUUACUAUUUAUUCUAAAUGUUAGCUAACCUUCAUACAGGACACUAAAUAGUCUCCAAAACCGUGAAUUUUGCUGGCAAUAUUUGUUUUGUAUAGUUUUGUCAUUUAAUGUAAAUCGAACAUAACAAUUUUAACUAAAAAGGAACAUUUUUUUUAAAAAAAUUGAAUAUGUAUUGGAAAAUACAUAUUUAGCUUUUUUCUUUGCUCUUUGGAAGGAUUUGGAAGCAGUAUUGUGACACAUUUUUAACCUAAUCUUAUGCACUGUAUACAAUGUAAUUCAUGUGAAUUUAUAGAGGUUUGUAUCUAAAGUAGAUGGCCUAAAGGAUGUGUCCUUUUAUUCCGUGUAAGAGGUCUACAUGAUAUUGUAUAAUUCUGUAAAAUAAAAUAAAACCUGGCAUGCAGUUUUCAUAGCCUGGAAUGAGUAUUGUAGUUAAUACCACAAGCGGUGCGUGUGUGGACCCACCACAGUCCGCUGUACUCCUGAGGAGCUGCCUAACUAAAACUGUAGAGCUUCAAACUUGACAUUUCAGACACGGGCAUAAUUUAUUUGAAAGCCAGUUCCUCACGGAUUAUCAGUGUUAUUUAAAUCUGUAAUUGUCACAUAAAUAAACAGCGGAUUCAAAAACAACCCUCUUAAGUAGAAAGUUCCGAGAUUUUUAUUUAAUUAGGAAGAUUGAAAAAUUUGGAACGUCUAUUUUAAAUCAAAGUAGAAAUGAAAUCCUGAUGCAGACUGUCUCUACAGUUGCUAGAAAUUUCUAUAUGUGCGGAACAUAGUGCACUAUUGUCAUUUACACCCACUCUAGUGUGACUCUUACAUAACACUGAAAUACCUCUGAGGUCUAUGGUCACAGAACUGUAACUAUUAAUAAGUACACAACAGAACGUUGAUGUGUAUGUAUUUUAUGCUUUUAUUUUGAACAAAAUGUGCCAUUUAAGAAAUAUACUUUCCAAGGAUGUGGAUGUAGUUGUAUUAAACUUAAAAGCGUUGUAAUCAUUGUUUCCAGUUCCACUUCGAUGUGAAUUAGCAUCGUUUCUUCAACUUUUGCCCAAUAUUUUCCAAUAUUCUUGCAGUACUGGUCACACAUUGGUGACAGUACUGAAGGUAUUUUAAGUAUUGAAUAUUUUUAAAGUUACUGAUGUAAAUAGAUAGUUAAAUUUAUAAACGGAUUAUUCAUCGUUUGUUCUAAGUUGCUGACAUCACAUUUGAAUUUAUAUCUACAUUUAUUUCCGUACAUUUGUGUAUCUUCUGA
Molecule: messenger RNA, 2897 nt
Organism: Hypanus sabinus (Atlantic stingray)
Lineage: Eukaryota; Metazoa; Chordata; Chondrichthyes; Myliobatiformes; Dasyatidae
Gene: foxf1
Product: forkhead box F1
Exons: 2
Coding region: 286-1431 (381 amino acids)
Biological process (GO): animal organ morphogenesis; regulation of transcription by RNA polymerase II
Cellular component (GO): nucleus
Molecular function (GO): RNA polymerase II cis-regulatory region sequence-specific DNA binding; DNA-binding transcription factor activity, RNA polymerase II-specific
Source: RefSeq, a predicted model, not a curated record